Messenger RNA from Acanthaster planci (crown-of-thorns starfish), 2426 nucleotides. RefSeq names its product tyrosine-protein phosphatase Lar-like. Gene Ontology annotation, molecular function: protein binding. NCBI's taxonomy places the organism in Eukaryota, Metazoa, Echinodermata, Asteroidea, Valvatida, Acanthasteridae. Gene Ontology annotation, cellular component: neuron projection. The record is from RefSeq and is a predicted model, not a curated record.
CUCUCGAAAAGAUGGCGUACGUCAGGCACGUAGCUGUUGUAAUGGCAUUGGUUCACGCGUCAUCACAGUAUUGGGACCUUGCCAUGACCACGUCUCCACGGGGCCCUGUCGUCGAGGGCACUGAUGUCUUAUGCACCUGCAUCAUCGACAGCGAUCCACCCUCUGGCGGGUGGAUUCAGUGGCAGUUCAGCCUUGAUCAGAUAUUCUCAACUGAUCUCACUGAACCGACGUAUCAAGUAAUCUACACGAACCUGACUCUAGGUGAGGUGCACGGAAACCAAUCUGGCUGGUACCGAUGCGCUGGGAGCAGAUUAAUGCCUUCGUCUAAUUGGAAGCCAAGAGCAUUCUCGAAGUGGACGGCUGUUAAGAUCUUUUAUCGCCCUGAAAUUACGAAUAAAGACAGGACGUGGAUUGGCGCUGACGAGAACCACCCAGCUACUUUAGAGUGCGUCAUCGUGGGUAAUCCCCUUCCUACGGUCAUGUGGUACAGUACCAAAGACACUGCAAUAACUAACGACACUGAUCCUGGUCGAGUUUACCUGAAAGAUACCAUAUCUGGAGAUGAAAUUACGGGAUUUUUAAUCGAGAGUCAAUUGACCAUCUUCACAGUGCGGAGCACCGACUACGGAAUAUACAGAUGUAGAGCUGCCAACAACAUCAGUUUGUAUGAUGAACAUGAAAUACAUUUGAAUAAUACAGGAAAGCCUGAUGCACCAAAAAAUCUUCGAGCAUAUUACGUUACAGAGAAUGAUAUGCGGGUGGUUUGGGCACCAGGUUACGACGGUGGCGAGACGGUGGAGUUCUAUUACAUCAACAUUCGCGUCAUUCCCCGAGAUUUCGACCCUCUGGGCUGGAAUGAACUCAACCCAGACUGGCCCCGUGGUCAUUUCAGUGACCUCAAACAGGACACGCCCUAUCAGGUAGCCGUGUACGCCCAAAACAGACAUGGUUCAGGUCCUUGCGCAACGGUGGACAAACGCACGAAACCCAAUUCACCGUUAUUGCUGGGUAUCCGUGUGUCAUACCGCGUGGCACAAACGACGCUCUUUGUCGCCGGCAUGCCGAAGGGCGACAAUGCCGGGACCUGCUUGCAGUUGACGGGCUAUGACGUUGAACACAACGAGUGGGUGAGUCUGAGGCCAGACCUGGACUGCAUUCAGCAUGACGGCGAAUUUCAGUACUCUGGGCCGCAUGCCGGUCAUAUGCAUUGCCGGUACUGCAGGGACGGGGUGUGCGGCAAAGAAUCCCAUAUAACGGAGGAGUACUUGUCCACUGCUCCAGGCCCCCGGCCACCUCUGCCAACGUGGCAGAAUGGCAGAAACAGGGAUGCAACUGUGUUUAUAAUGGCCGUGUUUGGCGUCUUCCUACUCCUGUUGGCCUUCCUUGCGUUCUGGUACCGCCGCAAGUUGCGUGGCUGUGUUAAAACCACCUCUUCAGAAGAGUGUGCAGGAAAUGGUGCCCAGCCAAACACCACCAUAGGGGUGGAACACAACUCAAGCGAUGCCCCUCCAAGUUACUUAGAAGCAAUUGGAAUGCGUUGUCGCAUCAUUGUCGACGAUUAUGAUAAUCCCCCACCGAGGUAUGAUUAUGUAUUAUCGUACAGCCUCCAGCAGCAGGCUGAGGAGGGAGAGGAAUAGCAUUUCUAGGGAUCUUGUGGACUGUGGUCUCAGCGAAAGAAGGCAUAUGGUUAAUGAAAGUGUGGAUAUUUUUAUGAAUCUGGGAUAGGGGGUGGGGAAAUCUUAUCUGAAUAUAAAAUAGUCAUUUUUAAACUUUAUGUCUUAUGCCGUAAGUUGACUUUAAUAUUUCUUCGGGAAUUCUUUGCCUAAAUUUGGCACAUUUCAGGAAAAUCUGUGCUUCCAAGCUAAAAGGUUGAACUGUUAUAGAAGAACACUCUUAUGAAAGAUCUUACAUUUAAUCAUACCUUUGUGUGACAGUUACUGAAGUACCAUAACUUGGAAAGUUUUCCAUGUCCUCGUUUAAAGAUUUUUUUAGGUACAAUAAUAUGAUAGUCGUACGGACACAGAAUUGAUGUCAAUUAUUACUCGUAAUGAAUAAAACUUUGAAGAGCAGUAUUUCUACUUUGAUUGCUAGUUAAGAGUUCAAAUACUGCCAGUAGUUACAUGUACAGUAUGUAGUAAAAGGCCUACAUCUAUAAAGUACUUCAGUUUUGCAGGUAUGUUUGCCUAUGUACUCAGAUAAUAAGUGCUUGUCACUGAAAUACUAAGAAUACAGUAAACAAAUUUUAUACGGACAAAUUACAAACAAGUGUAGAUAACAAAAUGUAGUUGUACAUAUAUUUAGCUAAACUAUUCUAUCUGGCUGAUCAAUUCCAUCUUGCCAAGAUUUUGCUGUAUCAUUGCACUGUAAACACAAGAACGUUUAAUUAAUGCGUAAAUAAACUAAAACCAAUUAAACAUUUGAACACA